Phymastichus coffea is the source of this 1428-nucleotide messenger RNA. RefSeq lists its product as uncharacterized. The record is from RefSeq and is a predicted model, not a curated record. The transcript has a single exon. The coding region runs from base 1 to 1428 and encodes 475 amino acids. Lineage: Eukaryota; Metazoa; Arthropoda; Insecta; Hymenoptera; Eulophidae.
AUGCAUGGGUGGGCGUCAAACGAACCGCAAGUAGUGCAGGACGUGCGAGACGAGCAGAAAUUAAGUAAGAAUGAUCCGGCGAGCCUUUGCGAUACAAACGAGCGAGUCUUAGGCCUAUACUGGGAUAGGAAUGAAGAUACCUUAAGCUUCAACGUCGGUCUCAACAAAAUUCGAGCGGAUUUAGCGAAUGGAACUAAGCCGCCGACGAAGCGCGAAUUUUUUAGCGUCGCGAUGUCGGUUUACGACCCACUUGGUAUACUUGCCCCUUUCACCCUCCAAUCGAAACUUAUUAUGCAGGAUAUUUGGCGUAGUGGCAUAAAAUGGGACGGGCCGAUCCGCGAAAAAGAAUUUAAAAUUUGGCUCGUGUGGUUAAAAAAUUUAGCGGAAAUGAAAAAUGUUAAAAUACCGCGUUGCUUUCUUUUCUCUGACUUUGAUAACGUAAAAGUGCAGCUGCAUAUUUUUUGUGACGCGAGUUUAAAAGCUUACGCUACCGUAGCCUAUCUAAGAAUGGAGACGCGCGAUGGCCGAGUUCGUACCGCGCUAAUUAUGUCAAAAUCACGCGUCGCCCCAGUUAAACCGAUGUCAGUGCCCAGGUUAGAGUUACAGGCAGCCGUGCUUGAAACGAGAUUAGCCGCAAUGAUCGAGAAAGAGAUCGAAAUCACUAUUCAUGAACGCGUGUUUUGGACCGACUCCACGACAGUUCUCCAUUGGAUUCGCGCGGACCCUUCCCGAAAACAAAUGUUCGUUGCUAAUAGAUUGGGCGAGAUUGGCGAAGCGACGAAAGUUGCCGAAUGGCGCUGGGUCCCUACUAGUCUGAACCCAGCUGAUGACACGACGCGACCCUCGGAAGUACCGAUGCAUUCGGACGAUCGGUGGUUAGUAGGCCCAAUGUUCCUUCUCGAGAAGCCUGAGUCCUGGCCUCGUCCCAAAUCGCUAAACGAGUCGGAGAAACGGAAGAUCAACGAGUUAGAAGCGCGUAAGGAAUUUAUCGGAACGUUUCAAAUCGAUAUGCCAGACAAUUGGAAUACGUUAGAUGUUAGAUAUAGAGUGCUCGGGUGGGAUAGAAUUAGAGAGGUAGCAACGGUCGUGCGAAAAUAUUUUUAUAUUUGGCUCGACAAUGUACGGAAGCGACAGGGCGAAAAUACAACAGAUCGCGCAACGCGAUAUAGACGUCGACAUCGAGAGAAAUCAAAGUUGAAAAGGCCGAUAGGUCCGCCGGCGCACCGAAGAAUCGAGUCCGAGGAAGAUCGUCUGCGUGAGUCUGAAAAUGUUUGGUUUCGAGUUAUCCAAGCCUCACUCUUCUCGCAUGAAAUGGCCUUAUUGGAAAAAGGGAAAGAGCUCCCACGAGGGAGCAAAUUAAUUAGUUUAGAUCCAAUUGUUGACGAAAAAGGAUUACUGCGUGCUCGCGGACGCGUAGUACAAGUAUAG